This is a messenger RNA of Lates calcarifer (barramundi perch), 11678 nucleotides long. RefSeq names its product leucine rich repeat containing 4Ba (gene lrrc4ba). Bases 868 to 3078 code for a protein of 736 amino acids. The record is from RefSeq and is a predicted model, not a curated record. Gene Ontology annotation, molecular function: protein binding. The transcript has 3 exons. Gene Ontology annotation, cellular component: plasma membrane. Lineage: Eukaryota; Metazoa; Chordata; Actinopteri; Centropomidae.
CUCAUUAUAGGUUAUUAAUAUUUAAAGCUGUCUGGGUUCUUGCGUGCAGCGUGCAGGGUGAUAUGUCUGCAGAUUGCAACAGUAGACACGGUCAUUUUUUUUUCUUUUUUUGGCGCACAGAAAAGAAAGGGAUAAAUACUGAGUAAAUAAAUAUAUAAAGUUGUGUAUUCAGUGUCCCAGCAGCGGCGGCGGCGGCGGCAGCAGCAGUGUAACCCAGCGUCCCCUCGCUGUCGACCAGUGGUUCCAUCCACCUGAAGAUUUCAGAGACAAUUCUCAUUACCAGCGGUGGCAGCGCAGCACUUGGAAAGGGUGAAUCAAUCUGAGAGAGAGAGAGAGAGAGAGAGGGGAGAGACAGUGAGGGAGACAGGGGAGGGAGAAAGAGAGAGAGAGAGAGAGAGAGAGGAGGGAGAGGAGGAGAAGAAGACAGCGUCGGCGGCGGCUCUGCAGUGGAAUAGGCUGUUAUUUGAGGGAAGGUGAGAGCUCUCGGAGUAAGCGACCGGGCGUGUGGAGCGAGAAGCGUUUCAGGACCUGAUCGCAGCAUCACAGACAUUUAAGAAAAAACAAAGUAACUCCUGGGUUCUUCUCACUUCACAAAAAGCCUCACUCAAAUCCCCAGACAACACGAGAGAGAGAAAAAAAAGAGGGAAUAACAUCUGUUUAUCUGCAUAUUUCUAUGUUCAAAAAACAAGAGGAGAAAACACAGAGAUCGACAGAGGACAAAAAACAUCUCGGAGGAUGUGGAAUUAGAAAGAACAAAUUGCCACGGGAGGACCAAAGGGAAAGUAAACCUUCUCUCGCAAAUCCACCAGUGUGGAGUCACCUCACCUGUACCUUCGGAUUAAAGAGCAGGGUCAUGUCCCAGUUGCCAUGCGCAUCGCCACGCUGACCUGCCUUCCCGGCCCUUCCCCCUUCCUCUUUCUAUUGGCCCAGCUGCUACUGCGGCUCCUCCUCCCUGGGCCGGAGUUGGUGGGAGCCGCCUCCUCCUGCCCCUCCCUCUGCACCUGCUCCAACCAGGCCAGCCGAGUCAUCUGCACCAGGCAGAACCUGGAGGAGGUGCCCGAGAGCAUAUCAGUCAACACGAGAUACCUCAACCUGCAGGAGAACUCCAUACAGGUUAUCAAGUCCGACACUUUCAAGCACUUGAGGCACCUCGAGAUCCUCCAGCUCUCCAAGAAUCAGAUCCGUCAGAUUGAAGUCGGAGCGUUCAAUGGCCUCCCCAACCUCAACACACUGGAGCUCUUCGACAACCGCCUCACACUGGUGCCAUCACAUGCCUUCGAGUACCUCAGCAAGCUGCGGGAGCUGUGGCUGCGCAACAACCCCAUCGAGACCCUGCCAGGCUAUGCCUUCCACCGUGUGCCCUCGCUACGACGCCUGGACCUGGGUGAGCUCAAGAAGCUGGAUUUCAUCUCUGACGCGGCCUUCGUGGGCCUCAUCAAUCUACGGUACCUGAACCUGGGCAUGUGCGGACUGAAGGACAUUCCCAAACUGACAGCCCUGGUGCGUUUGGAGGAGCUGGAGCUGUCGGGAAACCGGCUGGAGAUCAUCCGACCCGGUUCCUUCCAGGGCUUGGUGUCUCUCCGCAAGCUGUGGCUCAUGCACUCGCAGGUGUCAGUCAUCGAGCGCAACGCAUUCGACGACCUGAAAAACCUGGAGGAGCUCAACCUGUCCCAUAACUCCCUGCACUCGCUGCCCCAUGACCUCUUCACGCCCCUCCACCAGCUGGAGAGGGUACACCUUAACCACAACCCCUGGGUCUGCAACUGUGACGUGCUUUGGCUUAGCUGGUGGUUGAAAGAGACAGUGCCCAGCAACACCACCUGCUGCGCCCGCUGCCACGCUCCCCCGUUCUUAAAGGGCAAGUACAUCGGAGAGCUCGAUCAGAGCCACUUCACCUGCUACGCUCCUGUCAUCGUGGAGCCACCGACAGACCUCAACGUCACCGAAGGUAUGGCUGCUGAGCUGAAGUGUCGCACGAGCACCUCCACAACGUCCGUCAACUGGAUCACCCCCAACGGCACCCUGAUGACCCACGGCUCUUACCGGGUGCGGAUAUCCGUCCUGCACGAUGGCACGCUCAACUUCACCAAUGUCACCCUGCGGGACACGGGCCAGUACACCUGCAUGGUCACCAAUGCUGCUGGCAACACCACGGCGACCGCUGUCCUCAAUGUCACCGCUGCUGAGGCGAGUGUGAACUACACUUACUUUACAACCGUCACUGUGGAAACCGUGGAGACUCCAGGAGAAGAGGAAUCUGCACUGGUUGCCAUCAACGAGACCUUCAUCCGUCUUCACCCUGGUCCCACUCCCUCGGGACACGUGUGGCCGGACGGCGUCUCCACCACAACCUCCUCUCUGUCGGCCGGCUGGUCCUCCUCCUCUCCUCGGGCCACCCGACCCACCUUCACUGUGCCCAUCACCGAGCCGGGCUUCUCAGGCAUCGAUGACGUGAUGAAGACCACCAAGAUCAUCAUUGGCUGCUUCGUAGCCAUUACCUUCAUGGCAGCGGUGAUGCUGGUGGUGUUCUACAAGCUGAGGAAGCAGCACCAGCUGCAUAAACACCACGGCCCCGCUCGUGCCAUCGAGAUCAUCAACGUGGAGGACGAGCUGGGGGCCGGGGCCAGCGGUCGAGGCAGCGGCAUCUCGGGAGGCUCCACCGUGACGCAGAGCGGAAGCAGUGGAAUAGGAGGGGGCCAGAGCCUCAGGCUGCACCACCCGGAGAUAGUCAACCUGCCCAACCUGGCCCGAUCAGAGCACCUCAACCACUACUACAAAGCCCAUCACUUUAACAACAACAUGAUGGGCCUGGGCAUGGGCACAGGCUCUGGUGUGGGCCUCAACAACAACAACAACCCCUCGCCCUGCUCCCAGUCUCAGAACACAUCCAUAUCCUGUUCCCAGGUUCCAACCUCCACCACUGGGGGGACGCCCACGGGUGGCACCCUGCCCUCCCCUGUGCCCCUGCCCCAGCUGGGCCUGCACAGUUCUCUGAAAGGCCUAAUGGGGAAAGGCCAGAACGAGCCGCUGCUCUUUAAGAGCGGCUCCAAAGAAAACGUGCAAGAGACUCAAAUCUGAGUAAAAGUGAGUGGAAGUACGAGGUAAGGAGAAAGGGGAUGCUGGGUAGAGACAGUGAUACAGAAAGCACCAGUGAGUACAUGAGACUGAUUGUAGCCCGCUGUCCUCGUGGACAGAUUCCACAAAAGAUGAAAUUUCACAUUGCCACUGCUUUGUGUUGUCAAUCUGUUGACAGAGAGGAGCAGAUAGGAAGGCUGAAGGAGACAAUAUCUGAUCAGCACUAGUCCCACAAAAGCAUCUGCACAUACUUUUCAACUAAAUCCAACACAAACACAUAUAUGAUGUAAACCACAAACAUCAGAAUCAUUCAGUUGCCUGUGCAACCUGCUAUAGUCUUUGCCAAAGUCCAAGAUGAAGCCAACUCGUUGCAUUUGCGUCCACAGUCACAGUGGAAAGCUGUGAAUAAUACACAUGUGCAGUGAGCCUCUCUAGGUUUUAUACAGAUUGCUUCGUAUAUUUCCAGACACAUUCAGUGUAUAUAUUUGGAGGGAGACAUAAUAUUGGCCAUUGAACAUGUUGUCAGAUUAGUGUUUGGCAGAGACACCGAAUAACAAACAAUGGUUUGGGUGAGCGGUACGGUCCCAGGUUUCCAGGAAACACUAAAACAGAACAGAGGAAGCAAAAUUAGAGCAGUGCAGCGAUUCUGUCCAGGACACAUGUAUCAGACUAGCACUUUGCAGGAGGACAGAACAACAAUGGUUUUUUCAGAGUGGUUUCACUCUCACUUACUCACUUCUUUUUCCCUUUCACACCUACUGGCUACUGUCUUUUUUUGAAGGAGGAAGGAAACAGAGUGAGUUAUCAUGGGAGAAGAGAAAUCCCAUUGCUUAAAGGACUUUGAGAGAUUUUAAAAAAAAGGACCGAAAGUACAUAUUAUAUAUACCGUAAAUAUAUUUUCAUUCAAAGAAAUAAAUUAUAAAGAAUCUUUAUCAAGCUUCUGACUGAAAACUACAACGUCUGAAGAAUAUAUUUAAAAAAAGAAAAAAAAAAAACACUCAGCUGUUGUAGUGGCCCUCUCUUACAACUUUUCUCAACUUGGAACAAGAUGGCCGCUCCGACUGUGCUUUGCAUAAGGACACACGUUGGGAGAGCGGCGUCCGUUGAGAAGGAGCUAAAACAAAAACCCGGCAAAGUGAAUUUGAGUGAAUUUAUUUUGGUCUCGACUUUUUUGUAGCCGCACACAAAGUGUGUGUGUGUGUGUGUGUGUCCCACCUCCUCCUCUCCUGCCACAUUCACAUAAACAAGGUCGUCGGAGAAGGGGGAUCUUUGCGAAAAUAUGAAAUACGACCACAGCUCUUCAUCAUUUGGUCUCCAGCUCAGCUGCAGUAUUAAUAAUAAUGAUCAUAGUGGUGAUAAUGAUAACAAGCUUGAGCUUUCUUUGUCGUUAUAAUGGUCGUUUAAUGAUUAACACGUUAAAUGAUCGACGAUAUGUAACUGUACAUAUUACUAAAAAAGCUGCACAUGCUAGUUUAGCAUGCUCGCUAAAAACAAACUAGAUUUGACCAACAUUCGGUUUCAACGUCAUAGCUGUGAUAUGACAUAUUAUUGCUAUUAUGUUAUCAUUAUUAUCAUUCAGAUGACUAUUAUUAUUACUACCUGUGCCUACAAAUAGCUGAGAAGUACUUUUUUUUUUUUCAUUUGUAUAUGACACUGAAGUUGUUUUAUGACUGAUCCUGUUGGACUUCCGGCUGAUGAUCGGCAGUGGGACGGACUCAGCGUGAACAUCAGCAGGAAAUAACCUGGCCCCUCAAAAUGGCCGCCUCAGUCCGGCCCCCACUGACUCGCCCGCUCUGAUGUCUCAAGCAGUCAGGACCCCCCCCUUAACCCCCCACCACCACCACCACCACCUCAUGUUAUCACACAUUAAAGACAGGACAUGAACCUUUGAUGAAGACUGCUCCUUUGCAGAGGAUUAUUUCACAACUGUAUCUCAGUGUUAUCGUGUAUGAGUGGAUUUCAUGGCAGCAGGGAGCUAAAUGGACGACAGGCGUUGCCAAGCAUUUUUAAAGGUAAGCGAAGCUCGUUCAGUGAAGGAGAAGGUGACAUACAGUACAGUAUACAGUGGUGGGUGAAUUUUUUUCUAAAGAAAAAGGACAAUUAAAUGAAAAAAUAUAGAACCUUAUAGAUCUCUUUUAAAAAACAAAACUAUUAUGAUAAGUGUUUUUCAUUUUGGGUUUUUAUCUAGUUUGAUUAUUUUCUGUUUUUUUAAAUCAAGUGUUAUCUUUAUUGUAAUAUUGUUAUUGUUAUUAUAAUUAGCUAAUUACACUGGUUAUAAUUAUGAGAGAUGUUCUGUUAGCAGAGGUCACUUUGAAAAUUAAAAAAACCUGGCACAUAAAAUGGCAGUUGAAGUCUGUGAAAUUUGGUGGCUAUAUAUAUUUUUUCUUUUUUUUUUUGUUCUAAUCAACUUUAAUUGUAGUAUCACUGUUUGUAUCCCUUUGGCUCUGCUUGAGAUGAGACAUAGCGAAUGUGAAUUGGUCAGCACUGGGUCCUUCUGGUUUUUGUUUUUUAUUUUUUUUACUUUCUGCACAGGGGGACAGGAAAGACCCUGCUCUGGUUUACAAGCUCACUCACACUCGCUCUGUGCUUUCCUGAAUGUCAUCGCCAUCACAGUGCUCGGGAGUGCGAUGGCGCUAUGUCAACACCUCGUUGCCAUGGCUACACACUCAGACUAAAUGCGCCAAACGGCGUCACCGUCGGCGCCUCGUAAGGCACCCUGUUGCCCCCUUGUCAGUCACGUUCCUUUGAGGUGCCGUAUCUUGACGGGCCGGGACAGUGUUCCUCCUGUGGUAGCAAAUCAACCUGAGCAUUGUACCCGUGUCCUCACACAAAACCCCCUCCCCUUCCUCCAGCUCCCCCCUCUCCCUCCCUACUUCCAACCCUCAGCAUCCUGCCAUCAGGUUUCCCUAGCAACUGUUGCCGCUGCGACAGCCCUUAUCACAGCGUCUUGACUUGGGUUUCGAAUGUUAAACAGACGAGAGCAGACGGUAUAGAAUUUCAUCCGAACAUCCAUCUUAAAGAUUUCUCCCUCUUUUCACCAGGUAAUUCCCCUCGUUAAUGUAUUUGAUUUGCUUAGACCAACAGCUAUAUUUCUCACGCCGCUGACUCUCUGUCAGUGAAUCAUGCGAUUUACAUGCCUCUAUCCCCUGUGCGUUUAAUUUGCAUAGGCCCCACACACCACUGCUGAUCGCAUUUAUGCUCCCUACACUUGUGAUUAACACUCAUACCCUGCAUCCGUCGUUAACAUAUUCCUGUCCCCAGCACAAGGGAUCCAUAUUCCCCUCGCAACUUAUUUACAUAUUCAUCUGCCUCUGUGUGUGCAAAUGACAGAGAAACUAUCACGUGGGCACGGAUGUGGGUACGAUGAGUGUGUGUGCGACAGUUUUGUGUACAUCAGUGGCAGAGAGCAAGGACUGUUACAAAAGCUAUUUACCCCUAAUUCCUCAGAUGCCCCGUGCCCUGCCUAUUUCCUGUAGUAGCUCAUCACUUUGGAAAAGCAUUGUGUAUCCCCUAUAGCUCCUGUGAAGUGGCACAAACCAGAGGCCAUGUUGCCGAGGCUCGGUGUUAGAGAGAGAGAGAGAGCAGCGGUUGAGCCGGAGACACACAGUCACGGUGCUGCAGUGUCUGAGUCACAGAGCACUGAACACACUCCCAACACUCUAAUGGAAAUGCUGUGUUUACUGUGCAGGAAGGGACCCGCUCGUUCACCCAUUCAGGGAAUAGGUGAAAAACACCAGAAUAUGGGUGUGUGUGUGUGUGUACGUGUGUGUGGUGUUUUCAUGUGUGUGUGUGUGCAGCUCUGGAUUAUAAAAUGCCUGUUGUAGUGUUGUAUAAAGCAAAGAAAUCAGGACAUUUGACGCGGUGCGCUGUUUAUGGCAAAAGAUGUUACACCAUUGUUGAUGCAAUACUGCUCGGUGUGUGUGUGUGUGUGUGUGUGUGUUCAGGUGGGCUUACACGAGCUAGGUUGUGUAAGGAGGGGAAGAGGGAGGAGGGGGCGGUCAGACCUCCAUUUUAAAUCCCCAGUUUAAACCAGCUCUGUCUGUCUCCCUCUGCUUCAGGCUACUUUUAUGAUCCUCUCACUGACACUUAAAGUAAAAACAGGAUUUUUUUUUGGCGCUGAAGCAGCUCCCCCCUCCUCUCUCUCUCUCUCUCUCUCUCUCUGCAUACUGGGAUAAACCCAGCUGAUGAAAGGUCUGUUCAAUCAGGCCGACCUCCUCCUUUCAACACAUCAUCCGCAGCCUCUUUCAGCUCGUUCGUCAAUCCGCCACAUGAAGUUGCGGGUCAGGGGUCAAGGCCAGUGGCGAGCUUUUGUUUACCUCACAUCUUUAGCCGGCUAGUCAAGGUUAGCGUCCCCAUUUUGGACUGUGCCGUUUGUUUUUUAAUCGUCUUGCCCUGGCUCAGUUAUACAGGAGAGGAACACCUGUUGGUGAAGCUUAAGUGAUUUUUAAUGUGCAUUUUCAGCGGCUGUAUUUGUGGUGAUGUGACUUUGAGUCAUAAUCGUAAUGAUGCACAUUAAGCGGUUUGGUGGUGUUGGUGGGGUGCUCUCUUGCGGAGGGUUAGGUUUGUGUAAUCACAGAUUCGAGGGCGCUCCAGGUUCAGGGUGAUGCUCGCUUUGGCCGCCGGUGUUAGAAACCACGGCCACACUCGCACCGGUCCCUGAGGGCGGUGUCGCACACGUGUUAACCUCAGCUCUACAAGCUCCGUGUGAGCUCCACACUGCUUAAUUUCUUUUCUGUCACCCCAACCCCCCCACAACUCUUUUAAAAAUAGCGGUGAAGCGACAGCAGAGCUCAAUGCAUUAUUGAUACACAUGGUGUCAAUGAUGCAUGUGCUUAGGCACCAGUGCUAAUUUUCUCCCCGUUGCAGAGGCCAAGAGCAUCGCGCCGCCGUAAUUUAUAUGCAUCGUUAUUGCAAUUAUUUCUCACACACACAUCAAGACGGUGCCAAACGUUGCAGCUUGUCUCCUCACAUGAUGGCUGCUGUGAUUCCGUUAAGUGCAGCAGUGUUUUGUGUGCCACUGUGUCACCGAACCCCCACCCCUCUCUCCAUCCACCCCCCUCCACCCCCCGGCCAGCAGCAGCAGCAGCAGCAGCAGCAGCAGCUCUGUCUAGCUAUGCCUGGCUGUGCCUCUGCCGUGGGAUGUUUGGCAGUUAAGGGGCUGGUUUCAUCACCAUCAUGCUGGUCUGAGGCCGAUUCGAUGGCACCAGUUUUUUAGACGCCCGGGUCACUCUGCUCAGUCGCGUUAUGACUGAAUGAGGAGGGUUUUUUUUGGUUACGUUUGCAACGUUGCUUCUGCUGGAGCUCGAGAUAAGAUGUGCACAGACGUUUUUCUGUGUCAUCACUGUGAAAACCCUGCCCUGCAGCCACUUAUCAAAGCUGACCACACACACACACACACACACACACACACACAUAUACUCCCUGACACUGACUGACUGAGUGAUUUAUUGAUUGAGGUGGGGGCUUUCUUAAACAAUUUGCAGCUGAGUGCAGUGGAGGUUAACGGAAACCGCUGCCAUUCACACAUGCAUGCAUGUGUGUGUGUGUGCUUUAUAUCCUGUGAAGGUGUCCUUAAUUUUAGAACGGCCGGUCCAUUAGCACGUGGCUUAUUUCCCUGUUGCCUUGGUAACCGUGUCGUCGGUCACAAGAUGUCCGUUUUGGUCGUCUUGCGAGCUUCGAGUCGGAGGGAGGAUGGAGGGGUGGGGUGGGGGGUUGUCAGCGCGUGUGGGCUGUGAUGUGAGAGUGAUGAGUGGUGUCUCAUCCCAGAUGACUAUCUCCUCUGUGUCACUCCGCUGUGGGUCAGCAGACCUCUGAGCCGAGGCUCCGAAGAAAACUCAGAAAAAUCCACACAGUCGCUCAAAUAGUAAAAUGGGACACGCUCACAGCCCAUGUAAUUGUAAAGUACCGAUUAAUGGGAAUAGUAAAGCCGGAGCGCUGCUUAACACAGAGCUUCUCAUGAAUGCUUUAUAAAGGAGGAUAUCAGUGUCGUCAUGUGAAAACCUUGUAACUCCAAUUUUGAACAUCAGUGGAGUGAUUACAUUUUUCUAUUUGCAGGGAGAAAACUCCACAGCCCUUUGUGCUGCUGAAACCCUUUCACAACUCCACGGGGUAAACUCAAAAAAAAAAAAAAAAAAAAAAGUGGCGCGGCAAGUUCAAAAGAAGGCUGCUUUUCUUAGAUCCUGAAAAAGCUGACAUUUGGGGGCGAUGCAAGGUUUUCACCCGACACCGACCAUAUUGCGCUUUCAAACACAGAUUCGUGUUUUGAGAACAAUCCGGGAUGUAGCAGCUCGUGUUGGGAUUUGGAAACAUUCUUCUGGAGCAACUUCAUGCCCUGCAGCGCUGUGGGAAACCGGUUUGUGAUGUGUGCGGACUCGGGGACUUGUAUUGGAAUGUCCUGAACCAUCCGUAACUAUUAAAGGAUGUGCUGACCCAGCAGCUGUGCUCCUCUCAGAGGACAGGCUCACUGUUAAGUUUCCAAACGCACAUUCCCCUCUAUCCACAGCAGCUCCCAGAUUUACUGUUUAUGGGCACCUUGGCUCAGCAUCAUAAUCACACUCUGCUGUGUCUGAUGUUUGUUUGAAGCUGGGCGGGGGCCAUAGAGUACAUUUCAGCGCUUUGAAGUGUAAAUUCAGGUCUGGUUGGAGCACCGUAUGGAGGCAGUGAGGAAGACACAAACAGCCAUAUGGAUAUAAGCCGGCGGUUUGAUAACAGAGCUGUCUAACCCUUAUCUGUCGGCCGAGGUGGCAGAGGACCGGGAGGACGUGAGGUCAAACCCAGACCGGACGUCGACAGCCAGGGUCAGAAUGUGUCUGGGCUCGGAGAGGUGAAGCCAGAGCAGAAAUCAGCCCUGACCCAGAUAAGCCUCCCCAGCUGAGCUUUGAGUCAGACCUGCAACAUCCUCCCAGUGAAAGAAGUUAAAAAAAAAAAAAGCAGGAAACAGUUGUAAACAGUCAUCAAUAUGAAAUAAACUUUUACUGGAGAUAUUGAUUUUUCUUUACCCUUUUUUAUCUCCACCCCCACAUGUCAGCCAGUGAGGCAUGCUGCUUUCCUCAUUGGUGCUGAUUUAUUUAUCCGAUCUGGCCCUUAGUACCCUCAUUUCACGUCUGCUCUCAUUUCUGCUCGCAGUCUAUGUGACACCAACCUCACAAGUUAUAUUUUUACCCCCGAUGCUCGUGAACGGCUCAAGCGACGGUCGGCAGGCCUCCGCUGCGUUCAAGCUGCAGCGUUUUGUUUUUUGUUUUUUUCCUCUGUGUGGCCCGUCGUCGGCAGUGGAGCCCGCUCACCACGCAACAGCUUCUGUCGCCUCAGGCCUCCCCACCCUCCGAGCCCAGAGGAAAUAGAGUGACAAGGGAGGACGGGGCAGACAGAAAUAGAGAAAGAGAAAGGAGAGAGAGCUUGAAAAGAGACGAGGGUGACAGGAGGAAUAAAAGAUGACACUGAGAGACAUCCUGUCAGUCCAUAUCUAUGUAGGGUUUAGUCCACUUGUACAUGUGUGAGUGUGUUUGCAUGUGUGUAAUAUGUCGUACACACAGAGAGGCCUCAGCUCUGUGUGUGUGUGUGUGUUUGUGUAAUAUCUGCAUGAGUGGCGUAAGUAUGCAUAUUUAUGCAUACGUCCGAUUGGGUUGCGUGCGCACUUGUGUGCACUCGAGUGCGCACGGUGUCCGUGUUUGUGUAUCUGUGUGCGGCAGAGAUAAAGACAUGGAGGAGGAAGGGCCCGCCGUGGUGCUUAUAUGUCACCCAGCGCCGGAGGGGGAGUGACUCCUCUCUGUCCUCGACCCAGGGGAGGCAGAGGAGGAGCACGGCUGACUUCUCCUGCUUCUCUGCCUUUUCUCACCCUCUCCUUCAGAAAUGUAGCUAAAACCUCUCUCUCUUUCUCUCCCCACUCUCUCUCUCUCUCUCUCUCUGAGUCACACACACACUCGUAUGCUCGCUCGCUCACGGGAGUACGCCUCGCAUUAUCCCCCUUUCGUCCUCUCGUGCCUCUCAUCCCUUUAACCCUCCUGUUCCCCUCCUCCGCUCUUCUCUAUCUACCUCAUGCUUCCUGUCUUACCCCUCCCACCUCCUCCCUCUGCCAUUUUUCACCCCCCUUGCAGCUAGAUGUCAACUUGUGAUUCUGUAUUAACCCCUCGAUUCACACAAACACACACACACACACUCUCUCACGCAUUCGUUUUACCCCCCUGCACCACUCCAAUUCUCUCUCAGGAAAAUGGAAAACAAACCCAACAAUAAACCAAGGCUUCUGAUAUUUCCUUCCCUCUGUUCAAUUAAACAUGGCCUCCAUCUGCUUCUUUGUUUCGCUUCGGCUUUUCUUCUGCAAUAUUGACUAUGGUUGUUCUUGUGAUUGUUUCUUAAGACUGUGUUUUAACCUGUUAUAACCACAGAUGUGCGAAUUAACACUGGAGGAACAUGUCACGGAGGUGUGUCUCUGCGUGUGUGUGUGUGUGUGUGGCAGAGUGUGUGAGUGUGAUGCGUGGAGGAGGGUGGAUUUGUUCUGCUUCAAGGUUCUGUGCCAAAAUCUUUUUCAGAACAUUCAAUCUCUGUUCAUGUGCCAUACUGAGAAAUUUAUGAAAUAAAAAUAACGUUUUUUCACAAAAUUCAAA